AUGUUGCCUCCUGGCCACAGGGAGCCGGUGGUCUUUGAGGACGUGGCUGUGGACUUCACACAGGAGGAGUGGGCUUUGCUGGAUCCGGCUCAGAGGACGCUCUACAGGGAUGUGAUGCUGGACACCGUCAGGAACCUGGAGUCCGUAGGAAAAAUUUGGGAAGGCCUUAACACUGAAGAUCAGCGUAAAAACCAGGGGAUACUUCCAAGCAAUUACAUGGUUGCAAAACUCUGUGGAAGUAACGGCAGCAGCCAGUUGGGAGCAACCUUCAACCAGAUCCCAGAUUUGAGCCUGUACAAGAAAAGGACCGGCAGAAGCAGCCCCCAUCAGUGCACGGUGUGUGGGCAGAUCCUCAUGUACGCCUCGUCCAUCAAGAAACACAUGGCCAGUCACAGUGGCCACAAACCUUUCCGGUGUCCAGAGUGCGGCAAGGGCUUUGCCUUCCCGUCAGAGCUCAGGGGCCACAUGCGAAUCCACAGCGGAGAGAGACCCUACUCGUGCGAACUGUGCUGGAAAACGUUUGCUCAUGUCCGAUCCUAUCGGAGGCAUGAAAAACUGCAUGAAAAGGAGAAGCUGUACGCGUGUAAACAGUGCGGCAGCACCUUCAGCUUCCUAGACUCCUUCCAGAGGCACGAGAGGACACACAAUAAAGAGAAACCAAACGAGUGCCAGGAAUGUGGGAAGGCGUUCAAGUGGCCCUCGUCUCUCACGCGACACAUGAAAAUGCACAGCGGGGAGAAGCCCUACGCGUGUGAGCAGUGCGGCAAGGCCUUCAAGUGGCCCAUCUCCUUACAGACACACAUGGCAUCGCACACCGAGGAGAAGUGCAAGCGAUGCGGCAAGGCCUUCACGUCCCCCAUCGCCUUCCGGAGACACCGCAUCUCGCGCUGCGGGGAGAAGUCCUUCGAGUGCAGGCUGUGCGGGAAGGCGUUCCGCUGGCCCUCUACCCUGCGCAACCACCUGAAGACGCACUCGGGCGCCCGGCCCUACCGGUGCCAGGAGUGCGGCAAGGCCUUCAGGUGGGCCAUCUCCUUACGGGAGCACACGACCACGCACACCGGCAAGGUGGCCCACGCGUGCACGCAGUGCGGGAAGACCUUCUCGUACCCGCAGUCCCUGCGGAGACACGAGAGGACGCACAGCCAGGAGAAGCCGCACGCGUGCGGCCAGUGCGGCAAGGGCUUCGACCAGCCCUUCUUCCUGCGCAGACACGAGCGCAUGCACAGCGGGGAGAAGCCCUACGUCUGCCAGCUCUGCGGGAAGGCCUUCCGCAGCGCCGUCUCCCUGCCCAACCACCGGCGCAUGCACACUGGCGAGAGGCCCUACCAGUGCCAGGAGUGCGGCAGGGCCUUCAACUCCUCCCCGGCCCUGAAAUACCACCUGAAGACACAUGCUCGAGAGGGACACCGCAAACGAAAAGCGGGAAAGCCUUGUAAGAAGUAA
This is a messenger RNA of Elephantulus edwardii (Cape elephant shrew), 1443 nucleotides long. RefSeq names its product zinc finger protein 14-like. NCBI's taxonomy places the organism in Eukaryota, Metazoa, Chordata, Mammalia, Macroscelidea, Macroscelididae. Gene Ontology annotation, molecular function: DNA-binding transcription factor activity, RNA polymerase II-specific; RNA polymerase II transcription regulatory region sequence-specific DNA binding. The transcript is spliced from 5 exons. The record is from RefSeq and is a predicted model, not a curated record. Bases 1 to 1443 code for a protein of 480 amino acids. Gene Ontology annotation, biological process: regulation of transcription by RNA polymerase II. Gene Ontology annotation, cellular component: nucleus.